Messenger RNA from Elgaria multicarinata webbii, 3448 nucleotides. RefSeq names its product sarcosine dehydrogenase (gene SARDH). The coding region runs from base 286 to 3015 and encodes 909 amino acids. NCBI's taxonomy places the organism in Eukaryota, Metazoa, Chordata, Lepidosauria, Squamata, Anguidae. Gene Ontology annotation, cellular component: mitochondrion; mitochondrial matrix; cytoplasm. Gene Ontology annotation, molecular function: protein binding; sarcosine dehydrogenase activity. The record is from RefSeq and is a predicted model, not a curated record. The transcript has 22 exons.
GGGUGGAGGGUGAGCAAGACCCAGAUGCCGUGGAAAGAGCUCAGCAGGAAGCGAGAACAACGCGGACUCUGGGACUCGCUGUGGCCGGCCAAGAGCAGCCCCCACGGUGCCUGCGGUCGGACUCGGGUGCCCUCUUUCAACGCUGGGUUCAUGUUUCUGCAACGGCAGCUCGGCUGAAGGCAGGCAGGAAGCCAGGAGGAGGAGGAGCAGCAGCAGGAGGAGGUGUUUUCAGCAGCGUUCGCAGGGAAGAGACGUUCCAACGGCAGCCUGACUUAAGAGAUCGCCAUGGCCCAUUGGAGGCGCGUGUUCCAGAUGCAGCCCCCGUCCUCCGGUCAAAGGCUCCGGUGGCUCGGCAGUGCGGCCGGACCGACGGCAGAGAAGAGUGUCCCUUACCAGAAGACGCUGAAGGAAGGGAGCCCGCCGGGGCGGGGGCCCAGCAAGCCCCUCCCGGCGUCCGCGGACGUGGUGGUGAUUGGUGGAGGCAGCCUGGGGUGCCAGACCACCUACCACCUCACCAAGAUGGGGCUGCGCAACGUCGUCCUCCUCGAGAGGGAGCGCUUGACCUCUGGCACCACCUGGCACACCGCAGGGCUCUUGUGGCAGCUGCGCCCCAACGACGUGGAGGUGGAGCUGCUGGCUCACACCCGGAACGUGGUCAGCCGGGACCUGGAGCAGGAGACGGGGCUCCACACGGGGUGGAUCCAAAAUGGCGGCCUCUUCAUCGCGUCCAACAAGCAGCGGCUGGACGAAUACAAGCGGCUCAUGUCGCUGGGCAAAGUCUAUGGCAUUGAGUCGCACGUCCUGUCUCCGGGGGAGACGAAAGACCUCUAUCCCUUGAUGAAUGUGGGCGACCUCUACGGCACGCUCUACGUGCCCACGGACGGCACCAUGGAUCCGGCGGGGACCUGCACGACCCUGGCCCGGGCUGCCAGCAGCCAAGGAGCUCUGGUCGUUGAGAACUGCCCCGUGACGGGCAUUGAGGUCAGAACAGACGACCUGGGCGUCCGAAGAGUAGCGGCCGUUGUGACGGAGAAUGGGACCAUCCAGGCACCCUGUGUGGUGAACUGCGCAGGCGUGUGGGCCCCGGCCCUGGGCAAGAUGGCGGGGGUCAGCGUGCCCCUGGUGGCGAUGCAUCACGCCUACGUGGUGACCGAGAGGAUCGAGGGAAUCCAAAACAUGCCGAAUGUUCGAGAUCACGACGCAUCGGUGUACCUCCGUCUCCAAGGCGAUGCCCUUUCCGUGGGCGGGUAUGAGUCAAAUCCAAUCUUCUGGGAGGAGGUCCUGGACAAAUUUGCCUUUGGCCUCUUUGAUCUGGAUUGGGACGUGUUCACACAGCACAUCGAAGGAGCCAUCAACCGGGUCCCUGUGCUGGAGAAGACCGGGAUUAAAUCCACAGUCUGUGGCCCAGAGUCCUUCACGGCUGACCACAAGCCGUUGAUGGGGGAAGCACCGGAGGUGCGGGGCUUUUUCCUGGGCUGCGGCUUCAACAGCGCUGGGAUGAUGCUUGGCGGUGGCUGUGGCAAGGAGCUGGCGCACUGGAUUGUUCACGGGCAUCCCGAGAAGGACAUGUACGGCUAUGACAUUAGGAGGUUUCCCCACUCCCUCACCACCAACAACCGCUGGAUCCGGGAGCGGAGCCACGAGUCGUACGCAAAGAACUACUCCAUCGUCUUCCCGCACGACGAGCCCCUGGCGGGACGCAACAUGCGGAGGGACCCACUCUAUGAGGAGCUCCUGCGUCAGGGCUGCGUCUUCCAGGAGAGACACGGCUGGGAGAGGCCUGGCUGGUUCCACCUGCGGGGCGAGGCGCCGGUUUUGGAUUACGACUAUUACGGCGCGUACGGCAAGACCCCCCACGGAGACUGUGCCUAUAGCCGGUUGCUCUCGGCCGAGUACACGUUUGACUUCCCCCCUCACCACAACGUUAUCCGGGACGAGUGUUUAACCUGUCGGAACGCGCUGGCUGUGUUUGACAUGUCUUACUUUGGCAAGUUUUACCUCGUCGGCCCCGAAGCCAGGAAGGCGGCCGACUGGCUGUUCACGGCGGAUGUGAGCAAACCUCCAGGGGCGACCACUUACACCUGCAUGCUCAACCGGCACGGGGGAGUCGAGAGCGACCUCACGGUCAGCCCAAUAGAGCCCAGCGCCCAGGACUCCGCACUGGCACCAGCGUUUGAAGGGGAUGGCUACUACCUUGCUGUCGGAGGGGCCGUGGCACAGCACAACUGGUCCCACAUCACCAGCGCUCUGCAGGACGGGACGUUCCGCUGCCGGCUGAUUGACCAGUCGGAGGAGCUGGGGAUGAUCAGCGUCCAGGGGCCCUGCAGCCGUGCUGUCCUGCAGGAGGUGCUGGACACGGAUCUCAGCGACGAGGCCUUUCCGUUCUCCACGCACAAGCUGGUGAAGGCGGCAGGCUGCACGGUCCGGGCCAUGCGGCUGUCGUUCGUGGGGGAGAUGGGUUGGGAGCUUCACGUGCCCAAGGAGCAUUGCGUCCGGGUCUACCGGUCGGUCAUGAAGGCCGGAGCCGAGCACGGCAUCGCCAACGCCGGCUACAGGGCCAUCGACUCGCUCAGCAUCGAGAAAGGUUACCGGCACUGGCACGCGGACCUCCGCUCCGACGACAGCCCCCUAGAAGCCGGCCUGGCCUUCACGUGCAAGCUCAAGUCGGACAUCCCUUUCCUCGGACGGGAAGCCACGGAGGCCCGGAAAGCAGCUGGAAUAUCCCGCCGCCUGGUCUGCUUCACCAUCGACGAGAAGGUGCCCCUCUUUGGCCUGGAAGCCAUCUGGAGGAACAACCGGGCUGUGGGGCACAUCCGCAGGGCAGACUUCGGACACGCUAUUAAUAAAACGGUUGCCUACGGGUACAUCCACGACCCUGAAGGAGGGCCGGCCUCCCUGGACUUCGUGAGAAGCGGCGAAUACCAGCUGGAGCGGAUGGGGGUCCCCUAUGCAGCCAAAGCUCACACAAAGUCGCCCUUCGAUCCGGAGAACAGGAGAGUGAAAGGGGACUACUGAGCCUGGUGGACAGAGACCGCUGUAUGGAUGGAGAAGAGACAAAGGCCUUGGACUGCGAGGGGCUCACGAUUCAGCCGGUCCUUCCCACAGCCCUGUAAGGACACCAGAAGAGCCCUGAGGCUGGAUCGGGCUGCAAGGGGCGGGGGCGGGGGUGGGGGUCUCCCAAGCAGGGCAGGCUGGGGGCAUUCAUCUCCAUCAUCCCAUGCGGCCACUGAGCGUGGCCCUCUCGCUGGCUGAGCUUUGGUAACAAUCGCGUGGUCGGGCACCCAGCUGCCCCUCCUGGCAUGAAUGGCCAGUUACUGCCAGAGGACACCCCCCCACUCACCCCCCCCCCAGAGCCUUCUGUCUCCUUUUGCCCUUAAUUACAAAAUCAUUAGAGACCUCCGAGUACAUUAACAGUCGAACUUUGCAUAUAAAUAAAACUAACAUUUGC